Messenger RNA from Triplophysa dalaica, 2508 nucleotides. It is a transcript of the gene slc35d1b, whose product is annotated as solute carrier family 35 member D1b. Gene Ontology annotation, cellular component: Golgi apparatus. The transcript is spliced from 13 exons. Gene Ontology annotation, molecular function: GDP-fucose transmembrane transporter activity; antiporter activity. The record is from RefSeq and is a predicted model, not a curated record. Bases 86 to 1081 code for a protein of 331 amino acids. Lineage: Eukaryota; Metazoa; Chordata; Actinopteri; Cypriniformes; Nemacheilidae.
GUACUGUCUCUUUAAGAGUCCAGAGAACGGGGGAUUGUUCAGUGAAGUUGUAUAGCGCUGUAUCGUUAGGAGUGAGACGGGAAGCAUGGCGUCGACACGAGCGCGUAAGAGAUCUUCUCCUCUCCAUAACGCGACACAUGACGUGCCGACAGAAGACAACGACACAUCGGCGUUAUUUCUAAAGUUAUCCGCUGCAGCUUUCUACGGACUCGCUUCUUUUCUCAUCGUCGUAGUUAACAAGAGUGUUCUCACCACGUACAGAUUCCCGUCCUCCUUAUCAGUGGGAAUUGGCCAAAUGUUGGCAACUGUUUUUGUUUUGAGAGGGUCGAAAACAUUGCACGUGAUAGAUUUUCCAGAUUUCGACAGAAGUGUGGUGCACAAGGUAUUUCCUCUCCCUUUACUCUAUGUGGGAAAUCAACUAACGGGCCUGUUUGGAACACAACAAGUCAAUCUGCCAAUGUUUACUGUGCUCAGAAGGUUCUCCAUUUUCUUCACAAUGCUGUUUGAGGGUUACCUGCUGAAAAAGACGUUUUCAUGGUCGAUUAAGGCAACGGUGUUCACCAUGAUCUUUGGAGCAUUUAUAGCUGCUAGUACAGAUUUAGCUUUUGACCUCCAAGGAUACAUUUUCAUUACACUUAACAACAUUCUAACUGCUGCUAAUGGGGCUUAUAUGAAACAAAAACUGGACUCCAAGGAACUGGGAAAAUACGGGCUGCUGUACUAUAAUGCUUUAUUGAUGAUCAUUCCCACUAUUGUUUUGGCAUACUUCACCGGAGACAUUCACAAAGCUUUGGAAUACGAUGGGUGGGCCGACCUUUUCUUUGUUUUCCAAUUUGUCUUGACGUGUGUCAUGGGGUUUAUUCUUAUGUACUCCAUUAUGUUAUGUACACAUUAUAACUCGGCUUUAACUACUACAAUUGUUGGCUGUAUCAAGAAUAUCUUGGUGACGUAUAUUGGGAUGGUGUUCGGUGGAGAUUAUAUCUUCACAUGGCUAAACUUCAUUGGCUUAAACAUCAGCAUUGCAGGCAGUCUCGUGUACUCCUACAUCACUUUCACUAAGGAACAAAAAAAAACAAGUUGAUGAAAUAAUCAGCAUCAAACGAUCACAAAAGAUGAAUGUCAACUUAUGAUGGUGGGAGUCAACAGUGGACAGACGCAGACAUGUUUCAUUGUGACACCAUUAUAACGAUGAAGCUCUCGAUCCCUUCAGCUUCAGUUCUGAAAGUAUUUUUAUUGUAAAUUUAUAUUUAAAAUUCUAAUUUGAAGCCAUAACCACAUGAGAUCAACUAGAAGUGACAAAAUGACGAAGGUACAGAAGUCUGUGACCUGAAUGCUAUUUAACAGCCAGAAUGAAUCAUCCUUCUGAAGGUUUUUGCACAUACAUUUCGAAAUUUUCGUAUAUGUUUUUUUCGUAUUUGGCGCACUUUUGUUCGGUGUCUCUGAAUUGUCAAAUUGCAUCUCAAAAUGCUUGAUACAGAUGUGAACAAUGCAGAAAAUCGAACUCCGUAUUUUUUUAUGACGAUCAAAAAUAUCGCAGGCAGUAUGUAAAUGUGAUUGACACAACGUGCGUAUUUAUUUUUUAACGUGUGGAAAUUUCGGACACAAUGUGCAAUGGCCUAAACCUUUAAAAACUAUUUAAUUAAAUCAUAAAUUACAAUAUAUGACCCUUGACCACAAAACUAGUAAGGAAUUUAUAUAUAAUCUGAAUGUUGAAUAAAUAUGCUUUCGGUUGAUGUAAGGUUUGAUAGGAUAGGACAAUAUUUGGCCGAGACACAACUAUUUGAAAAACUGGAAUCUGAGGUUGCAAAAAAAUCUAAAUAUUGAGAAAGUCGCCUUUAAAGUUGUCCAUCAGAGGCACUGUAGCAGACUACAGUCAAAGAGCGGCAAGUUUGUAGGCGUGUUUCCCAACAUUUUUGUUGCCAUUUCGCUGCAGGCUCAAAAAUAAAGUUUUGAUGUAAUCAUGGUAGGAAAUAAACAAAAUAUCAUGUAACACGAUCCUUACUUAAUACGAUAAUACAACAUUAAUUUUGCGAUUAUUUUAUUUAAAUAAAUGUAAUUUAUUUUUUGUCUAUUGCCACAAAUAUACCUGUGCUACUUAUAACUGGUUUUGUUGUCCGGGGUCACAAAUAUCAUCAGUUUACAGCGAUCAUCAGAGCUAUGGAGAUCAUUUUAGCGACAAAACGUAAUUCUCUAUUGAGAAAAUGAACGAUUUUUCUUCUGAAACUCAGAAGCACUUGAUUGUUAACAUUUGUUGACUGUUUAAUUUCAAUAUGCAUUAUUUCAGUAUUUUUGUAAUUAUUUUCAUAAAUUCUAUGAAGGUUGGUUUAAGGAUUAACAAUUAGAAAUUAAAAGAAAAGUUGUUGAAGGAACCUUGAAGAAUGUCCUCUGGUUUCGUUUCUUAUUGUCUUUACUGUAUUGUCACAGCCAUCGGUUUAAAGUAAAAAUGAAACUUUUUACACAGACAACAACUUUAUAUUAUCCAACUUAAAUUUACUCAAUAAACACAUA